AUGUCCGAAUUCAAGCCUCGCCAGGUUGGCGCCGCCAACACUCUCGACUGGCGUGUCUGGCUUGAGAGCAAGGCUGGACAGCCGCUCUCGGCGUGGCACGACAUUCCGCUCUUUGCCGACGAGUCCAAGACGAUCCUCAACAUGGUUGUUGAGAUUCCUCGCUGGACCAACGCGAAGUGCGAGAUCUCCAAGGAGGAGCCGCUCAACCCCAUCAAGCAGGACACCAAGAAGGGCAAGCUCCGCUUUGUGCGCAACUGCUUCCCCCACCACGGCUACAUCUGGAACUACGGUGCUUUCCCUCAGACCUGGGAGGACCCCAGCGCGACGCACCCCGACACCAAGGCAAAGGGAGACAACGACCCGCUGGACGUGUGCGAGAUCGGCGAGCAGGUCGGCUACGUCGGUCAGGUCAAGCAGGUCAAGGUCCUCGGCGUCAUGGCCCUCCUUGACGAGGGCGAGACUGACUGGAAGGUCAUCGUCGUCGACGUCAACGACCCUCUGGCCCCCAAGCUCAACGACAUUGAGGAUGUCGAGCGCCACCUUCCCGGCCUCGUCCGCGCCACCAACGAGUGGUUCAGGAUCUACAAGAUUCCCGACGGAAAGCCCGAGAACCAGUUCGCCUUCAGCGGUGAGGCCAAGAACAAGAAGUACGCCACUGAGGUCAUCCACGAGUGCAACGAGGCCUGGAAGCGUCUCGUCAGUGGCCAGGCUGAUGCUGGCGAAGUUAACAUUGCCAACACCACCGUCCAAGGCACCAAGGGCUUCAACGCCUCGGAGGCCUCAUCCGUGCCUCCAGCCAACCCUCAGGCAGCCGCCCCCAUCGACCCCAGCAUCAGCAAGUGGUUCUUCAUCUCGUCGAGCUCCAUGUAA
Molecule: messenger RNA, 870 nt
Organism: Acaromyces ingoldii
Lineage: Eukaryota; Fungi; Basidiomycota; Exobasidiomycetes; Exobasidiales; Cryptobasidiaceae
Product: inorganic pyrophosphatase
Exons: 4
Coding region: 1-870 (289 amino acids)
Biological process (GO): phosphate-containing compound metabolic process
Cellular component (GO): nucleus; cytoplasm
Molecular function (GO): magnesium ion binding; inorganic diphosphate phosphatase activity
Source: RefSeq, a predicted model, not a curated record